Hypomesus transpacificus is the source of this 4033-nucleotide messenger RNA. RefSeq names its product WAPL cohesin release factor b (gene waplb). The record is from RefSeq and is a predicted model, not a curated record. Lineage: Eukaryota; Metazoa; Chordata; Actinopteri; Osmeriformes; Osmeridae. Gene Ontology annotation, biological process: regulation of chromosome condensation. The transcript has 20 exons. The coding region runs from base 341 to 3940 and encodes 1199 amino acids.
CGUUGCUUCUCUACCGAAGGACGAGGGAGGAGGAAUCUAAUAGAAGCCAUUGGUUUAUCAUAGUGUAGACAAUCGAGUUUGAUAUAGCUUGACAAAAGGAAUAUUUCAGACCACAUAUUAAUUAUAUAGAGACUGUCUCUAUAUCUACAAUUUACGAGACCUGUUAUUGUGUGGUAGAGUCUCCAAUUAGGUGUUGUUGGAAGCAGUUUAGCAUUGUUUAUAUUGUGCUAGGAGCUUGGAGGAGGCCCAAUCUGCUGUAAUAAGCGGCCGCCUCAUACUCGGAGUGUUGUUUUGAGGUCCGGCAUUUUCACGCACCAAAGAAUAUGAAACAGGGGCCACAAUGACAUCCAGAUUUGGUAAAACCUACAGCCGAAAGGGAGGAGAGGGGACUUCCAAGUUUGACGAGGUCCUUUCCAACAAGAGAGCCACACUCAGCACCAAAUGGGGUGAGACGACAUACAAAGCCAAGGUGAGCUCCAAGCGUUCAGGGGCCUGGACAGAACUGGCUGAGCAUCCCAAGAAGGCCAGGGUGUCGGACGAUAGCUCAGAGGAUCCAUUUGGGUUUGACAGCGAUGAGGAGUCUAAACCCGUCACCUCCAGAAGCCAGGUUAAGGCCUCCCCUGCCAAGCCUGCUUCUGCAGAACCUCCCCAGGCAGAGAGACCAGGCCUCAGCUUGGAGGCCUCCAGUAGUAGAAUCAGCCAGCAGGCCAGUUUGCUAGCAUCGGCACCCAGGACGUCCAGCUCGACCAGUGAUAGGAACCAGUUGAGGGUGAUGGACACAGCCCGGUUCUUCAACACCACAACUUCUGCUAAGCCCCAGCAGAGCUGGUCCGCUCAGGGCGACACUCCAGAGAAGCAGCACAGCUACUCCUGGUACAGCAACGCCUCUGAGAGCGACAAGAAGCCCUUGGCCCAAACCACCACUCUCAAGACGGAGGCCAAAGAGGCCUACGACUCCUGGGACGCCGUCAUCGGCCUCCGCUCCACCUCCCCGACCCCCGAGCCUCCCAGGAACCAGCCCUCCAUGGGCUGGGCCUCCUCGGUGAGGUCCGGGUCGGGGCCGGUGGGCUACAGCAUAGGCCUGGGCCGGGACCGGACCCUGGGGGCGGGCCGGGAGGAGAAGCCCCCCCCUCCGGAGCUGACCAGUGAGAGUGAGGAAGUGGGCCAGGGGGACUGGGAGGUUCCGAGCGAGCCCUCCGACAACUCCCAGUCUCUCCUCAGAACCUCCAACUGCCGGACCUACCGCCGGCCCAACAAGCAGGGUAAGGACGGCACCAGCACCAGCAGCAGCGUAGCCGCCAAGCCCAGCAGCACAGAGCCGACCAAACCAGCGGGCCGAGGCAGGACGAGAGACUACACGGUCCUGCACCCGUCGUGUGUGUCUGUGUGUAACGUCACCAUCCAGGACUCGCUGGACCGCAGCAUGGAGGACAUGGCCAACGCCACCGUCAACACCACCGCAACCGUCGCCCUGGGAGACCUGGGGGAGGCCGGACGUCUGAGGAAGAAGGCCGAUACCGCCCCCGCCGCCAAACCGACCAGGCUCAAACCCACUCAGAGCAAGUCAAAGAAGGACACCAAGCUGGACUUCUUUGGUUUCGAGGAGAAGGAGGUGCCCCUGGAGGAGGGGGAGGAGACCCCUGACACCUCAGAGGGCUCCAAGUACAAGAUCAAGUACUUUGGCUUCGACGACAUGAGUGACAGUGACAGUGAUGAGGAAGACUCCCAGGCCAGGGAGAGGAGGAAGGCCCAGAGGGCUGCUGCUGCCGCCGCCGUCGCUGCCGCCGUCAUGGAAACUGAGGUGGAGAGUCCGCCACCGAGUGACAGUCAGGACAGUUGGACCAGAGAGGACCCAGAGCAGAGUGAAGCCCACCUGCUCAGGCCAGACGUGCUGGAGUUCCCAGAGGAGCCGUCUCUGGCUGUGCCCGAGGCCUUCAGGAGACCCCAGGGGGGCAGGCCAGCAGAGAAGUCCAAGGAGAGCAGCAGGAAGAUCUUCAGUGGUCCCAAGAAGUCUCCCACCAAAGCUGUGUACAACGCCAGACACUGGAACAGACCAGAGAGCGAGGAGCUUCCCCCGCCAGCCCUGCCUCCUUCACAGACGGCCCCCGCCGGUGUUUCAGGUUCCAGUAAAGACACCAACUCCCACAAAGACGACGGGGUGUUCAAGGCCCCGCCCCCUCCCCCCAAGGUCAUCAAAUCGGUGUCCUUCCCCACAGAGCCCUACCAGGACAUUGUCACCGCACUGAAAUGUAGAAAAGAGCACAAGGAGCUGUACACGGUAGUCCAGCAUGUCAAGCACUUCAACGACGUGGUGGAGUUUGGAGAGAACCAGGAGUUCACUGACGACUUUGAGUACCUGGCCACAGGACUGAAGACUGGUCAGCCCCUCAACACACGCUGCCUUAGUGUCAUCAGCCUGGCCACCAGGUGUGCCAUGCCCAGCUUCAGAAUGCACCUACGGGCGGCGGGCAAGGUGGCUCAAGUCUUUAAAACCCUCAACGACGCCCCCCAGCACCCGAACCUGUCCCUGUGCACAGCCUCCCUCAUGUACAUCCUGAGCCGGGACCGUCUGAACAUGGACCUGGACCGGGCCAGCCUGGACCUGAUGCUGCGCCUGCUGGAGCUGGAGCAAGGCCACUCGGGCUCCGACGCCCAGCUCAGCGCCAAGGAGAUGGCCAAGGUCAAGGAGAAGAUCCGCAAGCUGUGCGAGACGGUCCACAACAAGCACCUGGACCUGGAGAACAUCACGACGGGGCAUCUAGCCAUGGAGACCCUGCUGUCCCUUACCUCCAAGAGGGCGGGAGACUGGUUCAAGGAGGAGCUGAGGCUUCUGGGAGGUCUGGACCACAUAGUAGAUCAAGUGAAAGAGUGCGUGGGGAACCUCAGCCAGGAAGAUGACAAGGAGAAGCUGGUGGCCUCGCUCUGGGGGGCCGAGAGAUGUCUGCGAGUGUUGGAGAGUGUUACUGUACAUAACCCAGAGAACCAAGGCUACCUGAUCGCAUACAAAGACUCAUCCCUCAUCGUGUCCUCAGCAAAGGCCCUGCGUCACUGUGAGGAGAUGAUCCAGAGGUACAGCCGCCAGGUGGCCGUGCCCGGCCCCGCCCUGCCCCACGCCAGCCACAGCAACGUGGGCAAGGCCGUGGAGGACUGCAUGAGGGCCAUCAUCGGCCUGCUGCUCAACCUCACCCACGACAACGAGUGGGGAAGCACUAAAACAGGCGAGCAGGAGGACUUCUUGGUCACAGCUCUGAACUGUGUGCUGCGGGCUCCCCAGUACCUGGCUCAGGAGCAGCGCUUCGACAUCAGAGUCCUGGGCCUGGGCCUGCUUAUCAACCUGGUGGAGUACAGUGCGAGAAACCGCUACUGCCUGGUGGAGAUGGAGAUGGAGGGGGGGGCUCCCUGGGAGAGCGUCCUGGCCCCCACCCAGGAGGAGCUGAAUACGGGCUCGCUCAGCGCCAUCGCUGCCCUGGUCCAGCUGUUCCUGCAGCGCGAGCGCGCCGCCGUCAUGGCCGAGGCGGAGACGGACGACUUCAUCAACGACGCGCCCAAGCCGGCGCUGGACCAGAGCGGAGAGUGGCAGGAGACGGGCGGGGAAAUCCAGUGGGUGGCGGCCGAGAACCACUCUGAGAUCGAAGCUGCCAAGGACAAGAAGAAGGAGGAGGAGGACGAGGAGCUGGACCUCAACAAAGCCCUGCAGCAUGCUGGCAAGCACAUGGAGGACAGCAUCGUGGCCUCCUACACUGCCCUGCUACUGGGCUGUCUCUGCCAGGGGAGUCCGACUAAUGUGACUACUGUUAGAGAGAACCUGCCAAAAGGAGACUUCUCCAUCAUGACGGAGAUGCUCAAGAAGUUCCUCAAUUUCAUGAACCUGACGUGUGACGUAGGUACAGCAGGACAGAAGUCCAUCUCGCGGGUCAUUGACUAUUUGGAGAACUGCUAAAAAAGCAUGUCUGUCCUACCCCCUUUCUCUCUCACACACACACACUGGUCAAACUGGGGCUGACCACACACACACACUGGUCAAACUGGGGCU